Molecule: messenger RNA, 2172 nt
Organism: Octopus bimaculoides (California two-spot octopus)
Lineage: Eukaryota; Metazoa; Mollusca; Cephalopoda; Octopoda; Octopodidae
Product: WD repeat-containing protein 13
Cellular component (GO): nucleus
Molecular function (GO): promoter-specific chromatin binding; protein binding
Source: RefSeq, a predicted model, not a curated record
AAAAAAAAAAAAAAAAAAACUAUCUUUGUGUGUUUGCGAGUUCCUCCAACGUUGUUCGUGUCAUGGCAGCUGUUUGGCAACAAGUUCUUGCACUGGAUGCUAAAUAUAAUGCCUAUCGAGCACCAAACAGUCCUCAUUUCCGGACACUCUAUAUCAGAAGACGGAGUCAGUUGCUAAGAGAAACAGCCAAAGUAGGUGAUCGGGAUCCCAAUGUAAGAAGAGAUUAUCUCCGUCUACGAAGCCAGCUCCUCACCGCACGAUAUGGAAGUCCAGCUUUCUCAGAUCAAAGCAGUUUACGUAGCCGUGCUUUGAGUUUACGUAGUCUCAGCAGGAACACAGUUGAAGUAAGCUCUAUUGGAUCCAGUAGCAAAAUGAGGCUUCGCAGGAGCCUGGAUUCUGGUGGACCUGUUAGUAGGAAACAAUGGCACCAAUUAAAGCAUGUCUAUGACAGUUCAAUGAAACAUAUUUAUGACAGUAUCGAAUUGGUACCAUCAAGUGUAGCAGAGGCCAGUAGUUUUGCACCUAUAUUUGAACAACCUGAUUGUGAGGAGAGGGCAAUGGCUGGAGGGAAGAGUGUAUCAGAGAAUUACGCUUUUGCAGGAAUGCAUCAUAUUUUUGAUCAACAUGCUGCUUCUGUUACCAGUGUCAAAUUUGCCAAUGAUGAUAAAUCGAGGGUAGCAUGUUCAUCCACAGACGGUACUCUAUCCAUCUGCCAACUCAUACCACCUCCAGCAACAGUCAUUUGCAUGUUACGGGGUCACGGCAGUGGGAUAACAGAUUUUUCUUGGUCCUCAUCAAAUGACAUCAUCCUCUCCGUUUCCUUGGAUGGUACUGCUCGUUUGUGGGAUGUGGCAGCGGGCAGCUGCAUCCGUGUCAUUGAAGACGGCAGUGGGGCUGAGCUGCUCUGUUGCCAUUUCCAGCCGUUAAACAAUAACAUGUUUGUUACGGGGAGCAAUCGCGGCCACGUACAAGUUAUGAAUGUUUCCACUGGUCAGUGCUGUAAGGGUGGAUCAGGGAAAGCUGCUGGAAGAAUCCUAACUCUAGCAUUCGAUUCCAAUGGACGUAUUUUAUGGACUGGAGAUGACAAAGGUUUCAUUUUCUCGUUCCUGUUUGAUAUUGCAACUGGAAAAUUAGCAAAAGGACGAAGAUGUAGUAUAAGGCAAACAGCAUAUUUCUACAGAAGGAGAGCUAACAGGUAUGUUCCUUUGUGUAUUUCCAGCAUUAUAUCAGAAGAUGGUGGUUUGCAACUGAAAAGAAAGUUUCCGAUCAAACACAGAACGGCUCAUGUUAAAAGUACAUUUUGUCCUCUGAUGUCAUUCAGACAAGGUGCAUGUGUCAUUUCUGGAAGUGAAGAUAUGUGUGUCUACUUUUUUGACAUUGCAAAAGAGAACAAAUCUUGUGUAAAUAAACUUCUUGGACAUUCUGCUCCGGUACUUGAUGUUUGCUUUAACUAUGAUGAAAGUCUGCUGGCUUCCUGCGAUGCUAAUGGUAUGGUUAUUAUUUGGAAGCGAGAAGGGAAACAGGGAACUUUGUAAAAACAUAAAUUCAUACAUUUGAUGCUUCAACUUCACUUUCAUCCUUUAAAACGUUAAAAAAAAAAGUAAAUGUAUGAAGGAUGAACCAGAAAAGCCAUAAAUUGAUAUGGUUAACAAAAAAAAAGUCUAAGUAUCACAUAAUAGUGUAUAGUGCUCAGGUGCACUACAACAUGUAUGUGUACUUACACAUAGUGUGUGUGUGUGUGUGUGAGUAUAUAUAUGUAUACACACAUUUAUUAUUCUUAAAUAAGAAUAUUAUUGACAGUGACAAGCCAUCAUCGACUGUGAUGGUUUAGCUGACUGAUAUUUCAAAGUCACUGUCAAAAGCGUUCUUAUAUAAAAAUAAUAAAUUUCUACUCAAGUGUAUAGAGUACCGCAUCAGAUUAAUGUAAAAUUGUUUUUAUUAUAACUAAACAUAAAAACAAACAUUAAUUAAACACACAUUGAAAAACACAUUCCCACAUGUAUACAAAUAUAAACACAUACAUUCAAGUAUAUUUAAAAGAAAAUUAAUAUUUAUAAAUAUUGAGAAUAAGUCACUCACCUUGACAAUAUUAAAUCAUUUUAUAUUUAAAAGACUUCAUGGUAGUUCUCUUGUAAAUAAUGAUUAAUAAUAAAAAGAUAUAUUUAAAUUGUA